AUGGCUUCACUGAAGGUGGAUGAGGAUCUCAAGGGCUGGCUUGUGGGCUGCGACAAGGACAUUGGCGGUUUCUCCGAAGCCAACCUCGAAAUCACCAAGAACGGCACCGGUCGUUUCUUUGGACAGUUGUCGUUGGACCUUCCCGAGAACGAAAGCGUCGAAAAGAGUGGAUAUGCAGGAUGCAGAACAAAGACAAAAGAAUCGUCGAUAUUCGGGACGCCUGUUUGGGAUACAUGUCUGUUCGAAUACCUCCAGUUGAAGGUUAAGGGCGACAACCGGAAAUACUUUGUCAAUCUCCAGACCGAUGGCGUCGUCCCUACCGAUCUCUACCAACACCGACUCUUCCUCAAAACUCCUGGCGAAUGGGAGACUGUACUGAUCCCGUUCAAGGAUUUUAUUUUGACGAACCAGGGUUUCGUUCAGGAGGAGCAGAUCGAAAUCUAUAGGGAGAGGGUCAAGAAUGUGGGUGUGUCCAUCAUCGAUAGGACCUCGGGACCUUUUGAACUCGAGAUUGAGAGUAUAAGCGCCGUCAACACCGGCCCUGACCCCAACGCACACGAAGGUCACGACGACUGA
Molecule: messenger RNA, 576 nt
Organism: Linnemannia hyalina
Lineage: Eukaryota; Fungi; Mortierellomycota; Mortierellomycetes; Mortierellales; Mortierellaceae
Source: the annotation of a GenBank genome assembly